UUUCACCCCGUCCGACACUCCAGACAUUCCCAUUCUCUCCUCUCUCUCACACGCCUGAUGCCUCGCACCCUCUCCUUGUCUCAUCUCAGUCCCCCGCCUCUGACCUCGUUCCAUGGAGAAUCCACCAGGAACCCCUCCUGAAGGGCAUCCUGUCAUUCUGACUAGCUGGGGAUGAGCUGUGUUGGGACGGGUGAGGCUAACUAGUUUGUGGAGAGGUAAGGGUGUGUUGGGUGGGAGUUACAUUGCUGUCUCCUCUGCCCGUUACCAAUCUCACCCUUUGCAAAUAGCAGCCUCUGUUGCUCAAGUGAACAUUUGCGAAUGUUUUUCAUGCUUUUACCCGCUACUCCCCUGCCUGUCCAGGUAUCACUCAGUCACCAAGUGCUCUGUCCUGCCUUUUCCUUUCAGUGUUGGUUUGUCCCUUAUCUCUGGACUUUAUGGUGGCAACAGGAUUUCUUGCUCCUUAAAUGUGUGAAUGAUUCAUUAUUGAAUUGUGACCUGGAUCUGACCCAAUAGUUUCUUGGGAAGGCUGUCUCAUCACACAGUUAGUGUUCCCUGGCUCUCAGGAGCAGUUUGACAACUCCUCCCCCUUCUGAUUGCAGUUACAGAAAUGUGUUAGCACCACUCGGCCAUUUACCAACUGAACCCUGCAGUCUCUUGUCUGUCCAACCAAACCUAAAGAAUUAAUCUAAUCUGAAUUCCCCCAGGUAGAUUUAGGACACGUUGUCACAAGAAGGAAUCCAAGUCAGACUCCAGACAACCACUGCACUGCAGACACGAGUUUCCUAUCCCAGUGAAUGUGCACUUGAAACCUCCUGUUAAACCACACCAGAUUCCGAUUCAGAUAUAAUUAUCACAUGGACAUGCAAACACACAGUGAAAUAUGCUGUUUGCAAUAUGACCAGCACAAGCUGGGGGCAGCCUGCAAAUUUCGGCUCCAACACAACACGUCCACAACUUUCAGCAGAACAGCUCGAAACAGAACACAAGGCUCGAACUAGCUUGUGGACUGACCUACCCCCACCCACAUUAUCUGCACAAAUUACCCAUCAACCGGCACCUGGCUGGGAUUCAGGAGGAAGCAGGAAUGUCUGGCAGGUUAGUCAGGGAGAAGCCAGUUUGCCAGAUUCAGGAGGAAGCAGGAAUGUCCGGCAGGUUAGUCAGGGAGAAGCCAGCUUGCCAGAUUCAGGAGAUAGAGCAUUUCUCCCCCUCUGGUUGAGGUGUGGGGUCCAUCACUCUUGUACAGGUCACACCUGGCCCAGAAGAGGUCCCAAGCCCUGCCCCUACACCAAGUCUUAAGCUGCACGUUCAUGGGGUAUGUCCUUCUCAUUCUGCCUUCAAUAGCACGAGGCACUGGGGGGAAUCUGGAGGUUACUGCCCACCCCCCCACCCCCCGAAUACCCGCUUGUUAACUCUCCCCUCAAACAGUUGCAGAGAUUUACGUGGUUACAUAUCACCAGCUGCCUAUGCGCAACUAUCAAUGUGGAUGUUGUAGCAGGCUUGAUGGACUGGCAUUGGUGUGGACCAAGUUGGCAGUACUGUGUGCACCAGACUCCUCUCCCUACAGCUUACCCCCUCUGUACCACCCUGUGCUUGGUGCUGUUCGCCCAUGGCACCCACAGCAACCCCACCAAACAAGCCAUACCCCCUAUAAUGAAAGAGCAGCCCUUCCUCAUCUUCUGGAACAUUCCGACUGAGAAAUGCAGCACUCACCGAGGAGUUGACCUCCACCUGGGUGACUAUGGGAUCGUGACCAAUGAAAAUGAAGUCUUUAUGGGAGAGAACAUCACCUUAUUUUACGUUGCACAGUUGGGCAAGUACCCAUACUACCUGGGUGACGAACCAGUGAAUGGGGGCUGCCCCCAGAACGCCAGCCUGAGGGAGCACAGCAGAGCGAUGAGGGCUGACGUACACAGGUACUUAUCCAGGAACUACAGGGGCCUGGCUGUUAUUGACUGGGAAGAGUGGCGGCCCCUUUACUGGAGGAACUGGGGCUCCAAAAUCAUCUACAGGAACAAGUCACAGGACAUUGUCCGAGCCCGGCACCCAGAAAGCUCUUCCCAGCAGGUCGAGAAGCAAGCCCAGGUGGAGUUUGACAAGGCCGCAAGGCUCUUCCUCAGCAGCACCCUGAAACUGGGCCAGCAGCUGAGACCGGCGGCACUCUGGGGCUUCUACCUCUUCCCCGACUGUUACAACUACCACUACGGGCCUGAGUAUGCUGAGUACGAUGGCCGCUGUCCCGCAGUCGAGAUCGAACGCAACAACGACCUGGGCUGGUUGUGGGCACAGAGUAACGCUCUUUUCCCGUCCGUCUACGUGGAGGAACGGUUAAAGUCUUCGAAACGAGUCAAGCUCUAUGCCAGAUACCGAGUGACAGAGGCCAUGCGAGUAGCACUGCUGUCGGGCUCCAAGUACACACGGCCUGUCUUUGUGUACGCCCGCUCGCACUACACUGAAACCCUCAAACCUUUGUCACAGGUUGAUCUGAUCCACACCGUUGGGGAGAUUGCAGCCUUGGGGGCGAGUGGAAUAGUUCUCUGGGGGUCUGUCGACUUCUCCAGGACCACGGAAAACUGCCAGAGUGUGAAGGAUAAUCUGAAAAGCAUCCUGGGCCCCUACAUUUUGAAUGUGACAAUGGCCGCCCGUUUGUGCAGUCACACACUGUGCAGGAAACACGGGAGAUGUUACCGCAAGUGGCCCGAGGAUGAUGCCUUCUUACACCUGAAUCACAAGUCCUUCCACAUGGUGACCCGAGAAAGAAUCUACGUUAAAGGCCGUCUCAGGCGCUCGGACCAGAGGUGGAUUCGAGCCCACUUCCACUGUCAGUGCUACAAGGGCUGGAGUGGUUUACGAUGCAGCCACUUUGAGGUCAGCUCAGCGGCGCCUCGUACGGAACAGUCCAUCUUCACCAUGGCUUUCCUCCCACUGCUGAUCCAGUUCCUCUGCUGAC
Molecule: messenger RNA, 2947 nt
Organism: Mobula hypostoma (lesser devil ray)
Lineage: Eukaryota; Metazoa; Chordata; Chondrichthyes; Myliobatiformes; Myliobatidae
Product: hyaluronidase-like
Exons: 3
Coding region: 1501-2946 (481 amino acids)
Biological process (GO): carbohydrate metabolic process; hyaluronan catabolic process
Cellular component (GO): cytoplasmic vesicle
Molecular function (GO): hyalurononglucosaminidase activity
Source: RefSeq, a predicted model, not a curated record